AGCUGGGGCGGCAGCGCGCUUGUGGCCGGGCUCCGCGGGCUGGGGGAGGGCUCACGGGCAGGAGGCGGAGGUCUGGACGCCUCUUUCGAUCGUAUAUAAUCCAGAGCCGAGCCGGACGGAAAGGAAGGCCCCUGGCUGCAGGCCUGCGGGUUAGACAGCCGCCCAGACCGACGCGGCCACUUGGUGGAAGUUCGCAGCCCAGCCGAUCCGAUGGAGGAACUGAGGCCUAGCGCCCCGGGCAUUGCUGCCCUGCUGCCCCCUGGAUUGCACGCUAUCUACCAAGAAUGUAGGCGCUUGUACUCGGAUCAGCCGAAUCCACUGCAAGUUACCGCAAUCGUCAAGUAUUGGUUGGGAGGACCAGACCCGCUUGACUACAUCAGCAUGUACAGAAAUCCAGGCUGCCCAAUACAGGAUGUUCCCGAGCAUUGGCAUUAUGUCAGCUUUGGUUUGAGUGACUUGUAUGGAGACAAUAGAGUACAUGAAUUUACAGGAGUGGAAGGACCAAGUGGCUUUGGGUUUGAAUUGACUUUCCGGUUAAAACGAGAAACUGGGGAAACUGCACCUCCGACGUGGCCAGCUGAAUUGAUGCAGGGUUUGGCCAGAUAUGUAUUCCAGUCAGAAAACACAUUAUGCAGUGGUGACCAUGUCUCUUGGCACAGCCCAUUGGACAACAGUGAAUCUCGCAUCCAACACAUGUUACUGACAGAGGACCCACAGCUGCAACCUGUGCGUACCCCCUUUGGAACAGUUGCUUUCUUGCAGAUUGUUGGAGUUUGUACAGAAGAACUUCAGGCAGCACAGCAGUGGAAUGGUCAAGGGAUCUUGGAGCUUCUCCGGACUGUUCCUGUGGCAGGUGGCUCUUGGCUAAUCACUGAUAUGCGAAGAGGAGAAACUAUAUUUGAAUCUGAUCCACAUUUGCAGGAGAGGGUGGACAAAGGCAUAGCGACUGAUGGAUCAAACCUGAGUGGUGUGAGUGCAAAAUGUGCGUGGGUUGAUCUGAGCCGUCCCCCAGAAGAUGAAGAAGAUAGCAGAAGUAUUUAUCUUGAGAUGCAGCCACGUCGUUUGUCCGAUAAAGAUACAGAGCAAAUCAGAGAGGUCCUGCGUAGGGGCCUUGAAAUGAAUACCAAACCAGUUUUGCCACCGAUCAGUUCCCAAAAGCCCCAGCAGCAGAAUGGGAUGAAUCAUGAUCGAGCACAACUAGUGCAAUCAGUGGGCCAUUUCCAGAGCAAGCAAACUGAAAGGACUAGAAAAGAUAGUUUGGAGAGUGAAAGUUCUGCUGCUAUUGUUCCUCACGAACUGAUCCGCACCAGACAGCUGGAGAGUGUACACCUUAAAUUCAACCAGGAAUCAGGAACUCUUAUUCCACUGUCACUGAGAGGUAGAUUGUUACAUGGAAGGCACUUUACUUACAAAAGCAUAACAGGAGAUACAGCGAUCACAUUUGUCUCUACUGGAGUUGAAGGGGCGUUUGCCACAGAGGACCAUCCAUAUGCAGCCCAUGGUCCAUGGCUACAGAUUCUGCUGAAUGAAGAAUUUGUGGAAAGGAUGUUAGAGGAUUUGGAAGACCUGGCCUCCCCAGAAGAAGUGAAACUGCCGAAGGAGUACAGCUGGCCAGAGAAAAAAUUGAAAAUCACAAUUUUACCUGAAUCGGCAUUUGACAGUCCUCUGCAGUAGCGGAGAUAUAUUGAGACUAAAUGUUAUCUAUGUAAAAAUGCCUUGUCUUUAUGUUCCACUUCCAAACUUGCAAAAAUAAUUUUUGCAGUAUAUAGUAGUUAUAUAAAGGAUGGCUACCUAGUCAAUGUAGUUAAAAGCUGUUUAAAAAAAGUCAUGCUAAUGUUAAAUCCAUUCUGACUAAACUGGAGACGUGUGUACUUUAGCUCACCGUACCUGUUAUUGAUGACUAGUAAGGGAAAGGAGCAAGAAAAUUGGUUGCACAUAGUAUUUUUAUAGCUUAUUGUGCCUAUCUUAUCUGAUGACUUAAGUGCUGACCAAGUACGGCUUGUCUAAAAUUGUACUUGUCCUGUUGAUGUGUGGAUCAUGCCAAAGGUGUGUUCCACAGCAGGAGAUUUGUUUUUUUUUGCUUAAGAUUUAUUACUUUUGUACAAUUUUAUUACAAUAUUUUCACCACAAUCAGAGCACUAUUGGGCGGGGUGAGAAAUUAUAAGAGAUCGCUGCAGUAACUGGGUGAAAAGAAAGAUGUUCAGGCAUUUCCUAUUUAACUUUUUCCUUUAAUUAUAAUUGUCUCUCUGUUUGAACACACUUUUAUAUACAUGAAAUUAUCAGUAGUUCAAUUUUUGAUGAGUUAUUUUAUUUUCCCCACACCACUGGGUCAUAGCCUCUAAUAGCAUAGUGGGGUGCCAUUACAUGACAAUAUUUUCACCUUUCAUUAAUGCAUCAGCACGGUAGAGUAGUGGUUAGCACAACACUUUACAGCACCAGUGACCUGGGUUCAUUUCCUGCGGCUGCCUGUAUGUUCUCCCUGUGAACUGUGUGGGUUUCUUCCUGCAGUCCAAACACUUAUUGGUUGAUAGGUUAAUUCAUCAUUGUAAAUUGUCCUGUGAUUAGGCCAGGGUUAAAUUGGGCGAUUGCCAGGCAGCACAGUUCGAGGGGCCGGAAGGGCACAUUCUGUGCUGUAUCUCAAUAACUAAAUAAAUUCCAGAUCAAAUGAAACCACAUUUAAUAAAUUCUAACCUCAUGAUACUUUGGAUGGUUAUCUUAAUCUUAUGUCCUCCAUUUACUCUUCCUCCUCUACUUCUGGGGAGGGAUUUUUGAGUACCUUCAUUAGUUCUCCCCUUGGUUUUCUCUUAAACCAGACUUCUCUGGUCUUGGAGCUGGUGUCCCUUAUCCCUGAUUUUUGUUGUAACAUAUUUCCUCAGCUCUCUUAAUUUCUUGGUGUUACUCCAGAAGUCUAGUGACCAACUUGAACAUUGCUCAAGCUGAGGAUUCACUAAUUGCUUGUAAAGGCUUUGCAUAAGGAAGAUUUCACUUUCUGAAGUAAUUGGCAAUUAUUGUGUGGAAGAAGGAUGAGAUGCAGUCUAGCAAUCAUUUUGUUAUUAAUCCACAGAUUGGGGUUCAGGAUAUUAUUGGUAAGGGCCGGCAUUUAUUACUAUUUCUUAACUGCCUUUGAGAUGACGGUGAUCAGCUACCUCCCUUAUCUACUGCAGGCCUAAUGGCCAAGCUGCUUUGAAAGUAUUAGGGAGGAAAUUCCCAAUGAAGACUAGGCAAGUUGCUGCAGGGCAUCUUGCACAUGGAAUGUACAGCAAUCACAUCUAAUCAGUGACGGAGGGAGUGACUACUCCACGAUAAUUCUUACUAUGCAGACCUGUUUAUGACAUAAAGUUCAGUAAUGCCACCUGGAUCCAGAUACGAUUGAUUCAGACUAGCAACUAAGAACUAAUAAUUGUAAUUUUUUCAUCCGUGUCAUCCAUGUGGCUUUAGAAGAUUACCCAUUAAUGUCAUUAAAUACAUGUCUAAAGCCUGAUGCUAUCCAGCCGCAGUCACAAAGGCUAGUUCAAAGUUCAGUUUACUUCAGUAGUAGCUUGUAAUUGGCAUUCUAGAUGAACAUUUUUGUAGUUCAUCUCUGUGAGCAGCUUUUGUUUUGCAUAGAUCUUGACACACUACAGAUUUCACUGAAGGUCACCCGCAGAACUGCAGUGUAAUUCAUGUUUUAGAUACUAUUUUUAAAAUGAAGAAUACUAGCAGGUGUUUUUAUUGUAGUUGUCUAAUGUAAAUUUUUCUACUUUGUGUGUAGUGCAGCUUGUCUUGCACUUUUGUAAUUUUUUUGAGAGUCACUAAAACUAUUCCACCAGUAAUCUGUGCAUUAAGGUAACUGAUAAUUCAAGCUGUUUAAUUUUUUUUGUCUGUACAAUGAUCCAUUUAUCUGAAAAUAAAGGUUUAUUCUAUAUAACUACA
Molecule: messenger RNA, 3912 nt
Organism: Hypanus sabinus (Atlantic stingray)
Lineage: Eukaryota; Metazoa; Chordata; Chondrichthyes; Myliobatiformes; Dasyatidae
Gene: sufu
Product: suppressor of fused homolog (Drosophila)
Exons: 13
Coding region: 211-1674 (487 amino acids)
Cellular component (GO): nucleus; cytoplasm
Molecular function (GO): transcription factor binding
Source: RefSeq, a predicted model, not a curated record